Messenger RNA from Cajanus cajan (pigeon pea), 1371 nucleotides. RefSeq names its product protein containing PDZ domain, a K-box domain, and a TPR region (gene ZKT). The record is from RefSeq and is a predicted model, not a curated record. Gene Ontology annotation, molecular function: protein binding. NCBI's taxonomy places the organism in Eukaryota, Viridiplantae, Streptophyta, Magnoliopsida, Fabales, Fabaceae.
ACAACCUCUCAUCCAUGUCUUUGUGGCCCCAACAACACAACCUUCAACUGUGUUAACUAUGCACAAGCACAACUUGAAGCACCAAGAGAAACUUGCAAUAGCAGUAGCAGUUUCAAAGUUUUGUGAAUAACAUAACCAUGUCAUUAUCUACCACCACCACUAGUAGUCACUCAUCUCUUUACUCUGCACUCACAUUGCCAAGAACCACCCAAGUCCACUCAACCUUGUUUUCUCCCUCCACCAAGUUCUUUUCUUCCAGAAGCCCUUCAUAUUCGGGUGUUUCCUAUUGCUUCUCAAACACCCUUUUGUCAAGGCCUUUGCUUUUUGCUGUUAAGGCUUCAUCUGAGGUAGGGUCAGAGGCAUCGAAGCAGGAGAGUGAGGGAGAAGAGGAGGAGUAUGAAGAGUAUGAGGUGGAACUGGAGCAGCCCUUUGGACUCAAAUUUGCAAAGGGCAGGGAUGGGGGAACUUACAUUGAUGCCAUUGCACCAGGAGGAUCAGCUGAUAAAGCUGGAGUCUUCACUGUUGGGGAUAAAGUACUUGCCACCAGCGCAGUUUUUGGGACUGAAAUUUGGCCAGCUGCAGAAUAUGGCAGGACAAUGUACACAAUUCGUCAAAGAAUUGGUCCAUUACUCAUGAAAAUGCAAAAGAGAUAUGGGAAGAGUAUUGAUAGUGGUGGUGAGUUAACCGAAAAGGAAAUUAUCAGAGCUGAGAGGAACUCCGGGGUAAUCAGCAACAGAGUGAGAGAAAUUCAAAUGCUAAAUGCUUCAAGGAAACGGGAACAGAAAGAGCGCAGGGAAAAGGAUUUGAGAGAAGGAUUACAACUAUACAAGAAUGGCAAAUAUGAUGAAGCACUGGAGAAAUUUGAGUCUAUUUUGGGAUCAAAGCCAGAACCUGAGGAAGCAUCAGUUGCAAGUUACAAUGUUGCUUGUUGUUAUUCUAAGCUAAACCAGAUUCAAGCUGCACUUUCUUCACUGGAAGAAGCUCUGAAUGCUGGUUUUGAAGACUUCAAGAGAAUAAGAACUGAUCCUGACCUUGCUACCGUAAGGGCGUCAGAGGAAUUUGAUCCUCUGUUGAAAAGAUUUGAUGAAUCUUUUAUCAAUGAGAAUGCCAUCAAUGCCAUUAAAUCUCUUUUUGGAUUUGGUAAGAAAUAACCCAUUGUGUGGACACAAGCAUACAGUUUGGCUGACUAAGGAGUUGGUUGAGCAAUAAUAUGGUAAUUAUUUCCCAUGUAUGUAUAACUUUAUAGUUUAACUACACAGGUCCCUCAUUUUUUGUCCCUUCACUGGGAUCUUGGUUUAUGUGCUAGCAUAUUCAUGCAAAAUUAUGAGAAACUUAUUUAUGAUCAAUAAAAUUGUGCAUUUCGACCUCCUA